This is a messenger RNA of Scophthalmus maximus (turbot), 1562 nucleotides long. RefSeq lists its product as uncharacterized. The record is from RefSeq and is a predicted model, not a curated record. The transcript is spliced from 5 exons. Gene Ontology annotation, molecular function: zinc ion binding; ubiquitin-protein transferase activity. Gene Ontology annotation, biological process: protein ubiquitination. NCBI's taxonomy places the organism in Eukaryota, Metazoa, Chordata, Actinopteri, Pleuronectiformes, Scophthalmidae. The coding region runs from base 143 to 892 and encodes 249 amino acids.
GCAGGUUAGCUGUUCAGCAUAAGUUACCAUGGUGAUUUACCCCGUAAGAGGAGAAGGAUCUUCAUAGGAUGGAAAAACUGAAGGCACCGCGAUAGCCUCAAAUCCAGCUUCAUAUAACAGAUGUGAUGCUCCACAUGAGUGAAUGGCCCCUCGUAUACCAGACAUGACAGCAAAGGAACCCCUUGGCUCAUUGAGCCCCAUGGGGGAGGUCAAUUUAAUGCCUGAACAUAGGCUGGAGGAGGAACUCCCCAGCUGCAACCCAGAAGUAACGCACUAUCUCACAGAUGUGCCCAGUGAGGAGGUUGCAGCAGUCGCUGACAGUGUGUGUGCCGAGGAGCUGUUCUGUAGGAUCUGCCAUGAAGGCAGGGCCUCAGGGGAGCUCCUGUCCCCUUGCGAGUGCUCUGGUACCCUGGCCAUGGUGCACCGGUCCUGCCUGGAGCAAUGGCUUGCCACCUCCAACAGCGGGCACUGUGAACUCUGCAACCACCAGUUUGCACUCGAGCGCCUGCCAAAACGUCUCAGUGAGUGGUUGUGUGCUCCAUCCAUGCAGCAGCAGAGGAGGACGCUGUGCGGUGAUGCAUUAUGUUUCCUGUUAAUCACACCACUGGCCAGCCUGUCAGGAUGGCUGUGUGUUCAGGGAGCCAUGGACCUCUACUACACCAAUGGCAUGGAGGCCCUGGGGCUCCUGGUGCUCACCCUGGCUCUGUUUACCAUAUACGUCUUCUGGACCAUGGUAUCUGUGCGCUACCAUAUGCAUCUGUUCAAGACGUGGAAGAAAACUGACCAGAGAGUGCGACUGCAGAUUCCCUUGUCUGACCACAUAACACACAACCAACAGACCCUGUCCAUUAACAGCCAAAUCAAAGCUACCAACAAAGAGAUUAUGGUAUAGACUACAUUCUACAACACUGAACAGACCUCAAAUAUAAGGGAAGCGAGUAAUGAAGCUCAGGACAAAUUCCUAUACACUACAGCAGGGUUGAAGCCACUGAUGGAAGAUCCUCCAAUCCUCCAAGAUGUGGAGCUGAUGAACCAGCCUCUAUAACCUUUUACCUACAAAACUUAUUGUGGAAACUCCGACCCAAGAAUAACUGCAUCACUGUGGCAACUGUGGACAAUCAUUUUUCACAGUCCACACCAGGGAUGUAGUACUUGAGUCCUGGAAUCGGACUCGAGUCGCUAUUUUUGGGACUCGUGACUCAACUCGGACCCGCACAUUAAUGACUCGGACUUGGACUCUGACUCGAGGACUAAUGCAAGAGGACUCAAGCUUUCAUGAAAUGUGACUUGAAGGUGGAUGAAGUCCCUGACAACUUAUAUGUUUAAUAGGUCUGUCAAUUUAGUCUGUAACAGUUUCUUGCAAGGGCAGGGUGUGUGCCCUCUUCUACCUGCAGAUUCAGCGCGCCCCACGCUGUGAACAAAUUUGGAAGCUGUCUGGAAAGAGCUCCGCUAAAUGCACAAUUUGUCGGCGUACGAUUGAGGAGAAGUCUGGGACGACGUCUAAUUUUAGCAGACAUCUGUCACGCCGUGACAGUCAGUUAAUAAACUCCCGUUGAAUGGUG